This is a messenger RNA of Acanthopagrus latus (yellowfin seabream), 15761 nucleotides long. It is a transcript of the gene bsnb, whose product is annotated as bassoon (presynaptic cytomatrix protein) b. Bases 286 to 12045 code for a protein of 3919 amino acids. The record is from RefSeq and is a predicted model, not a curated record. Gene Ontology annotation, molecular function: structural constituent of presynaptic active zone; metal ion binding. Gene Ontology annotation, cellular component: cytoskeleton of presynaptic active zone; glutamatergic synapse; GABA-ergic synapse. Gene Ontology annotation, biological process: presynaptic active zone assembly; protein localization to synapse. NCBI's taxonomy places the organism in Eukaryota, Metazoa, Chordata, Actinopteri, Spariformes, Sparidae. The transcript is spliced from 13 exons.
CCCAUUGGUCUCCAGUCAUGUGGCGCACAGGACUCAGAGGUAUUUACGUGGUGACUUGAGAUAACCGAGCCUCGUGAGCGCGCACGUACGAGACACACAGUUCCCACCCAUUGCGUCAGCGCGCUCCCCUCGCCCUCUCCGUCAGCGCGCGUGCUCCGUGCGGGAUGCUGAAUUGUAGGUGAUGAUGGCGGAAGGGGAGCAGCGCUGAGUUUCAUUUGAGUUCUUACCACAGCUGUAGAACCAUCUACAACAUCGUUUCUGUCCGUCGAGACCUAUCCCGAGGCGAUGGGGAACGAGGCCAGCAUGGAAGGGGAGGGACAGGCGGGACAACCCGGCCCCGCCGUCCCUGCUGCAGGGGCUCCGGCUUCCAUUUCAGCACCACCGGACUCUGGACAGCUCAUCAAGCCCAGCAAUGGAGCGCCAGCCGGAGGAAGUGGGGCUGCACCCGGGCCGGGGAUUAACAGACCGCCUCUGUCAGAUCCGGGACCUAAGGCGGGAGUCCAGAGUGGUCAUGGGACGGGGGACAGGUUGGCCUCCCACGACACCCCUCAGCACGGCGCACCUCAAGGAGAACAGGGCCAGGGUCAUGUGGCCAGGAAGAGUCUGCAGGUGGAUGUGGGUAGCAGCAGGACUGGGAGGUCCCCCUCCGUGUCCCCUGACCGAGGCAGUGUCCCCACCUCCCCUUACUCUGUGCCACAAAUUGCCCCCAUGCCCAGCAGCAAGUUGUGCCCCGUCUGCAAAACCACCGACCUGAUGGGCACCGGGGAUGACAAGCCGAGCUUCAACACCUGCACACAGUGCCACUGCAUGGUGUGCAACCAGUGUGGCUUCAACCCCAACCCUCACCUCACAGAGGUUCAGGAGUGGCUAUGUCUGAACUGUCAGAUGCAGAGAGCGCUGGGGAUGGACAUGACCACACCACGCUCCAAGAGUCAGCAACAGAUACAUUCUCCUUCUCAUGCAGCCAAACCAGAACUUAAACUCGAUCCUGUGACUCAGCCUACACCCCAGACACAGACCCCUCCUCAGACACAGCCUCCAGGACAGGCCCAUCCAGCGCAGGCCCAUCCGGUGCAGGCCCAUCCGGUGCAGGCCCAUCCAGGAACCGGCCCUAUGAAACAGACUGGUCCAGCUGGCCCAGGUCAGCAACAUGUAAAGCCCCCUCCAGGGGCAGUCCCUCUCCCUGGAAUGGCCAAAGCACCAUCCCAGCCUGAUCUAUCCCGCAACUCUCCCGCCCACCAGCCCCACCACCCCCGCCAGGACCAGACUCGCAGUGCUGGGAGCUCCCCUUCACGACAGCCUCCCCCUCCAGAGCAGACUUUUGGAAAGUUGUUUGGCUUCGGUGCUUCUCUUCUCAACCAAGCCAGUACUCUCAUAUCUGAGACUACUCAGCCCCAACAACAGCCCCCCAAACCGGCCCCCAAACCAGGAGGACCUCCUGGUCCAGGGCCUGGGGCAAGUAAACCCUCAGGACCUCAGCCUGUGCAACAAGGGCCUCGAGCCCCUGCUCCGCAGCAACAACAACAUGUUCCCCCGGACUCCUCUAAACCCAAAGCUUGUUGUCCUCUCUGCAAGACAAACCUCAACAUCGGCAACACAGCAGAACAACCCAACUACAACACCUGCACACAGUGCCACCAGCAGGUGUGCAACAUGUGUGGAUUCAAUCCCACUCCACACCUAGUUGAGAAGAAAGAAUGGCUCUGCUUGAACUGCCAGACACAGAGGGCUCUGUCAGGAAGCUUGGGAGAUAUUCCAGCUCCUGGUCCACAGCCAUUGGGAUCCCCCCGGCCACCUGCUACAGCCAAUCAACAGCCACCUCAGCAGAAAGGGCCCAAUCAACUCUCAGGGCCUAGGCCCACUGGUCCCCUACAACAACAGAAACCAACGGGUCCCCAAGUAAGUGGCCCUGUUUCUCCUGUCAAACAGGCUGGGCCUGCCCCUCAGGCCAAGGGCCCCAGCCAAGUUUCCCCUCAAACUAAGGGCUCUGCCCAACCUAAGGGUUCAACUCAGCCACAUUCUCAAUCAAAGGGUCCAACACAACCCUCAGCUCAGAGUAAGGGACCUCAAAUUAAAGGUCCAAAUCAAUCACAAGCUCCAAGUAAGGGCCCUGUUCAGUCUGCUAACCAAACAAAGGGCCCGGGCCAGGCCAAAGGGCCAACUCAGACAAAGGGAUCUGCUCAGCCCUCUGCGCAGACUAAGGGUCCUUCUGGUGCCAAAGUGUCAUCUACCCCUGGUAAAGCUGCACCCACACAUGCCAAGGCCUCUCCCAACCAAUCAAAAACAGCACCCACUCAGUCUAAACCCACAGGUAACAACCAGGCCCGCAAACAGCCGCAGAGCCAGGAGAAGACUAAAGUCAUGUCUAAAUCUCUAAAAGAAGACGUCAAGGCCUCACCAAAGAAGGCUUUGUCAGAGACUAUCACUUCACCAAAAGACACGAAGAUAACUGAAGAUGCAAAGAAGUCAAGACACCAUGAAGAUUACAACAAAUCAAGUACACAGAGUUUAAGUGACACUGGAUACUCCUCAGAUGGGAUCUCCAGCUCUCAUGGGGAGAUUACAGGCCAGAUCCGUGAAGAAGGAAUCAAGCUCAGUGAACGAGGCGCUUCCAUCCCCUCAGAAAUCACCAAGCUAGAGAGUUCUAUGAAGCCUCUGCUAGAGUCAAAGACUGUUGCAGAUGGGAAGCACAGGCCACAUUCACUGUCUGUAGGACAGGACAGGGACUAUAGUCCUGAGGAUGAUGCAGCACGAGAAGAAUCAGAGGAUGAACUAAGUUGUAAGCUUCGCCAUGAUUAUGUGGAAGACAGCAGUGAAAGUGGUCUCUCGCCAUUGCCAGUAAGACAGAAAAAGUCACAUAAAGAGUUAACAGAUGAGGAAUUUAUGAGGAGGCAAAUUAUGGAGAUGAGUGCUGAUGAAGAGGAGUUAGAAGAACAAGGAACCCAGAAGACCAAAAAGGGACAUAAAACCAGUGGGGAUUUGAGCAAAGAGAGACGGCGACUCUCUCAGCAUUCAAAUAGUUUUGAGGAUGACACCAAAACAUCAGAUAAGGCAAAUGAAGAGGAAGAUCUUGUAAUGGCUGGAGGCCUUCGGCGUUUUAAAACUAUUGAGCUAAAUAACACCAACAGCUACAACCGAGACAUGGAGCUCAGUACUGAGCAUGACCUACGAGAGCCUGAGCUAGAGAUGGAGAGUCUGACUGGUUCCCCUGAGGAACGGUCCAAGGGAGAGUAUUCAUCGACCCUACCUGCCACCACUCCGAGCUACACUUCUGGAACAUCCCCCACAUCUGUGUCAUCCAUGGAGGAUGACAGUGACAGCAGCCCUAGUCGUAGGGCAAGACUAGAGGAGGCAAAGCAGCAGAGGAAAGCUCGACAUCGAUCCCAUGGGCCUCUGCUGCCAACCAUUGAGGAUUCAUCUGAAGAGGAUGAGCUCAGAGAAGAGGAAGAACUACUUAGAGAACAGGAGCAGAUGAGAGAUCUUGAGCAACAGAGGAUCCGAAGUACUGCUCGAAAAACAAAGAGGGAUAAAGAGGAGCUGCGUGCACAGAGACGCAGGGAAAGAUCCAAAACUCCCCCUAGUAAUCUCUCUCCUAUUGAGGAUGCAUCACCAACAGAAGAGCUGAGACAAGCUGCAGAGAUGGAGGAGCUUCACAGAUCAUCAUGCUCUGAAUACUCACCAUCUAUGGACUCGGAGGCAGAGGGCUUUGAGAUGAUUGGUGGGAAGCUUUACAAAUCAGGAAAUGAAUAUAACCUUCCAACCUUCACAUCACUCUACUCCCCCACAGAAAAGACAUCAGCAAUGUCACCAUCUGAUAAAACACUCAAAAGUGCAGAAGAGGUCUAUGAGGAGAUGAUGAAGAAAGCACAGCUCAUGCAAAGGCAAGGGCAGCAGAAAGGUCAGCCUGACAGUAAACAUAAUCUUGAAGCAGGAACUUCCCUGACCCCUGGCUCAAGCCCAACACAGGUUACUGCACCUAUGUCCUUCUCCACAACAGGGAGUGAUCCAAGAAUUCCAGGAAUUCAUGCAGCGCAGCAUCUAUCAAAAGAAACACAAAAUAGGAUGAUGACACAGAGUGCCAAAAUUGAAGGUGUUGUUGGAGUUGCCACAACCAAAGCCCAAGUCAGUCAAACUGCCACACCUCGACAAGCAGGUAGCACAGUGCCUGCUGGCAGCAGACCAGGCUCCCAGAGGCCAACACAGGCAUCACCUGACUCUGGAGCAUCCUCCCUUAGCUCAAAAGUCUUUUCCCUUUUCAAAGGUCCAAGUCCCCCAGUCUCCCCAAAAACUUCUCCAACACAAAGCCCAACUCAUGCGCCAUCUGUAAGACCAACUAGUGGUAGUGGCAGGCAGCUGCCAUCUUUGCCUGGUGGCACUACAUCAACUGCAGUGUCCCAUGGAGCUCAGCCACCUCAAAGGGCAGUUUCACCACGUCUUGCACGACAGCAGUCCUCUCAGGAUUCACCAGUGAUGGUGAUAACACUAGGAUCUGAAACAACAAGUCCUGCCAAGCCACUUACUGUAAAUUCUUCUACUUCCCCUUUGUCAUCACCAACACAGGUCACUUGUAAAACCUUGUAUGGCUCCCAGCCCCAUUCCACAAGUUCCCCAACAUCACCACAAAUGCAUCCAUCACAGUCUCCAAAACAUUCUCCACAAAUGGCUCAAAAUGUUGAAAAGGUUAAUGUUGGUAUUAGCACCGUAACCACAGCGGCAUAUAGUCGUGGAUCUAUGGAAAAUAUAUCUCUCUGUAAAAUCUCAAAUAUUCCAAGCACCAGUGUGGUAGAUCUGAGAGCCCCAGUGAGGCCAGCUCCAAUUAUAAUAACAGACCAGGGGAUGGACCUGACAUCCCUUGCCUCUGACACGAGAAGAUACUCUUUAGGAGCUGAGCAGUCAUCUGGUCGACACACAGCAGUACAACCCCUUAUUAUGAACCUGAAUGCACAAGAGCAACCGCAUGUAUCUUUAUCAACACCAACCACAGUUAGCAUCACAGUUGCAGGUACAAUGUUCAUGUCCCAACCCAAGACACCAGUUGUGUAUGGAGAUCCUUUGCAAAACCGUGUGGAUUUGGGGCAGGGUGUUGGAUCAGCUGUGUGUUUAACCCAGAAUAAGCCGAUAGUUACUGACCCAUCUAUUCCCAAAAUUGAUGCCUGUCUGGAGAACCUGGGUUUACAACAGCAACAACUGCAGUUGCAGCAGCAGAAGCUCCUCCACCAGCAACAGCUUCUUGAGCAGCAGCUCCAACAGCACCAACAGCAAUCCUCUUUUGCUCGUUACAAUUUAGCUAAUCAGGUCCAGCCACUACUGAUGAAAAAAGACCUUGUAGUGAGCCAGACAACCAGUGCCCAGGCUGUAGUAACUGCUAGUGCCAUUCCUAAAGUGUCCCCUCUGGCUCCACCAUCGGUGUCUGGGGCUCCUGCUUCUAAUGCACCCCACGAAAUCUAUGGUGGAGUUGCCUUAGAGCUAAAAAACAAGCCAACAGUAAUGAAUUUGUCCACGGGUAAGCCCCACGUUAUGAUGGUGCAACUUGAUGAGAGCAACACAUCACAGGGCGCCACAGUGACCCAACUGGUAGAGCGAGAGGAACCUCCUCCACCUCCUCAGGUCUUGGAUCUUACUGGACAGAUCAAACCGGAAAAUCAGGUGGCUUGUUGUGAUGUUGUUUACAAAUUGCCCUUUGCUGGUUCAUGUUCAGGGUCAUUCACUCAAAAGCCUACAACUGUAUCUUCAGAUAAUAAUCCCACCACUGAAACCUCUCAAGCAGCCCAUCCUCCCCAUCCACCACACUACAGUGUCAGUCAACAACAACAACAACUACAACAACAACAACAACAGCCUCAAGCCUCACAAGGAGGGACAGAGGAACAUAAACCAUAUCAACCACCCACAGUCUCCUUAGGAAGAAUACAACCCUCCAUGUCUGAUACUAAUCUGCCAUCUGCGACUGAUGCUGGUCACUUUCAGAGUAAUGUCCAGGGGGGUCUGGCAGUAGAUCUUAGUAGCAUGAGUCAAGCUUAUGAUGGUGGAUACCUUGGCAUGGGAGCACAGUACGGAUCUUACACAGACUUGCGUCAGCAAGGAGAUUUUGCAGCCCCUUCAUUACCCCUUCGCCGAUAUGGCUCCAUGUCAAAUAUCAAUUCAGAAUAUGCCUAUGGUUCACGUGACCUAGCAGCAUCACAGGACUCCAAUCUCGCUCAGUACAGUGCAACCACUGCCAGGGAGAUCAGUCGCAUGUGUGCAGCUCUCAACUCAGCGGACCAGUUUGGGAGCCGGUAUGGAAAUAACCCUGAACUUGGGCCAUAUGGGGCUGGAAGAGGUGGACCUUUAGCUCGGCUAAAUCUCCAGCAAAGUUUAGCAUCAAUUAGAGCUAACCUGCUAUAUGGCCCCGAUGGCAGACCAACAGCAAAUGGUCAAACCCUAACAAACCUAAUAAAUGCUAGACAAGCAAGUUUACGCGCCUUGUACCCUGCUGCUAUGAGAGGAGGUGAUGGCAUGAUAUAUUCCACCAUAAACACUCCCAUAGCUUCUACCUUGCCAAUUACCACCCAGCCUGCCUCUGUCCUGCGUCCCAUGCCUAGAGGAAUUUACAGACCAUACCCAACAGGUGUAACUGCUGUACCAUUGGCAAGCCUUACUAGGUUGCCUCAAAUGACUCCCAGAAUGCCUCUAUCUACACAGGGACCAUAUUCCUACCCUGCUCCAAACCAGUACCCUACAUCAGCCACACUAUCAGGAAGUGUUCCUGAUGUAAGCAGCUUACAUCAGGAAACUCCCAUGUACCUUGGAAAGCCUUUAACGACAAUUGCUGCACAAUCAGCUGCAACCAUUUCACCAAACCAACCUGUAACACAGUUAGGAUCACAAAAUGUACCAGCAACUGGAAUGCAAACCACAGCAGAUCAACAGACAGGCCACACUCAACUGCCCUCACAGAUUGGUACAUCCCUCUCUCAAGGUCAAGGCCAACCUCCAACUGUCCAGCAAGUACAGGCCCCAAUGCCACCACAGCAGUUACCUGCUCAGACUGAACCUUUAUCUUUGACUCAAACCCAACCUCAAGUGCAACCAAUUAGUCAACCUCAACCAUUAGCGCCACCACAGGUCCAGCCACAAGCGACACCCCAAGGUACUGCCCUAGCGCCAACGUCCAAUCUUUCUCCUCCUACAGAUGCCCAGAAAGGUAUGGAAGAUGAGAGACUGAGUCAGCAACAAGAGCAUGUGCUGCAGCUAGAGCGAGAGUGUGUUGAACUAGAGAAAUUACGGCAGCUGCGUCUACAUGAGGAGCUUGAGAGAGAUCGUAUGGAGCUGCAGCGACACCGAGAAAAAGAGCAGCUACUUGUUCAGCGUGAGAUUCAAGAACUGCAUACAAUCAAACAGCAAGUCCUACAGCAACAGCAAGCAGAGAGGGAGACACAGCUCAUAAUGCAAAGAGAACAACUGGCCCAGCAAAGAAUGCAGCUUGAACAAAUUCAGUCUCUGCAGCAUCAGCUCCAGCAACAGUUGGAGGAGCAGAAAAGACAAAAGACAGCAGCAGUGGAAGCAGCGGCAGCAGCUGCAGCAGCAGAGGCAGCCGCUGCAUCAGCAGCAGCGGCAGCAGCAACAUCUGCCCAGGGUACUUUGCAGGGAGUAGUUGUUGGAGGAGGGCCCAAUCAAGGUUUCAUUAUUUGUGACCAGAGUGGUAGAGUUAUUCAACAAGAUGGACAGAGUGUUCAAUUUUGGCAGGAUGGGCAAGUGGUUCAAGCCGUUGUGUCUGCUAGGCCUAUUCAUAGUUCUGCCUCUGAAAUGUCUUUGAAAAGCAGUGACAAAGAAUCCAAGACUAUGAAAAAGCAGAAUUCCAUGCCUCGGUUGAGGGAUGGCUCAGAAGAGGACUCUGUGAAAAGGAUUACGGACAGCUGUGUGCAAACAGACGAUGAAGAUGGAGAGGAAAGAUUCAUGAACAGGCGUAGGAGAACAAGACGUAUUGCAGACUGUAGUGUGCAGACUGAUGAAGAGGACCAGGGAGAAUGGGACCAGCAGCCAGUAAGGCGCAGACGAUCACGUGCAUCCAAGCACUCUGAAUCCAGUGGUGAAACUAAAUCAGAUGGGUCAUCUAAAGUGGCUUCCUCAAGUAUAGCUAUUCAGACCACAAAUGAUUCGUCAUGCCAAACAGAGCCCGACCAACUAGGCAGGAUUUCUCCUGCAAUCCACAUUACCAUGGCAGAGACCUCAAAGGUUGAUCUGUUACAUUACAUAGCAGCUCCUGAAAGGACCCACAAAGGAGAGAGUCUGGCCUGCCAGACAGAACCAGAGUCUCAGUCACAGGGUGUGGUCGCCCCUCAGCUGAGUGUCCCUACAACGAUCAGUCCGUACUCCACAAGUCUUCAUAUAGUAGGUGCGAACACAUCUGACCCAACCUCUCCUAGACUCCAAGGAGUUGCUAAGUUUGAGAGGAGGAAACCAGAUCCCCUGGAAAUUGGCUACCAGCAACACAAUGAGUCUCCAUCCCGCCACCCUCCCAAAUCUCCCCAGGUGUUAUACUCCCCUGUCUCCCCAUUGUCUCCUCAUCGCAUGCUGGAGACAACAUUUGCCUCCCAGGAGAAACUCAACAAGGCCCAUGUUACACCACAGCAGAAGGCCUUUACUGCUGAAUCACCCCAACGCCACCAAACCCUACCAAGACCUAUAAAAAGUGUGCAGCGCUCCAUGUCGGAUCCUAAGCCUCUCAGCCCCACAUCAGAAGACCCUGGCAAGAACAGGUUCUCCCCAUAUCAUCAGCAAGCCUUGUCUAACAGUCAGCAGAUGGCCUCCCUGCAGCAGCAGCAGAACUCUCUGAUGAGGAAAGUAAAGAGGACUCUUCCCAGCCCCCCUCCAGAGGAGAGUCCACUCCCCAUCGUUACUCCAGCACAAAUGUACAGCUCUCCCGGCAUGCCCCAGAGGGUCCUACCCAGACCUGCUCAGGGCGUCACCAAGGCUGGCCUGCUGAGCGAAUUAAAGGCUGUGGAACAAGAGUCUUCGAAACUCCGUAAGCAGCAGGCUGAAUUGGAGGAAGAGGAGAAAGAGAUUGAUGCCAAGCUACGUUACUUGGAGCUUGGGAUCACCCAACGUAAGGAGACCAUGGUGAAGGAAAGAGAGAGGAGAGAGCUGGCUUACAUGAGAUGUAUGGGUGACGCUCGGGACUACAUGUCAGACACUGAGCUCAAUAACCUCAGGAUGGCAGCUGCACAAGGAACCUUUGAUGCUAAUGGUCUGCUGACAAGACCCAGCACUGCGCCAUUGAGUCAGUUUACCAAUGACCUCAACGCAACCUCCCAGUAUCCUUCAACAUCAUCUUACAUGUCUUAUCCAUACCCUCAAAGUCAACCAUCAACACAGCAGCAGGGCUCUGCAUACCAGCAGAUAGGUUUCCAACCUCCUCAGUACCCUUCAUCCUCUGCACCCCAGCCAGGAACAUUCCAGCCCCAUCCUCCACCAGGCCCAGGCUACCAAAACCAGGGAACCUAUCCCUCCCGCAUGUAUGGCCAGUCCUCCUACCAGACAGAUCUUGGCAUGCAGCAGCAUGGUCACCAGGGUUUCCAUCCACCUGGUCAGCCUAUGCCAGCCCAGAGCCUUCCUUACCCCAGUCACAGCUCUUACCAGCCUGGUCUCUCUUACCAGCCUCAGGCAGAAAUCCUUACAGUCCAUCAAAGACCUCGGCAGACAUCCUUAGCUGACCUUGAGCAAAAGCUCCCCACCAACUAUGAGGUCAUCAGCAACCCAGCAGUGUCAGUGGCCACAUCAGCUCCAGAUAGCAACUUUGGCUCAGUUUACAGCAACGCGUAUGGUCAAUACCGCCCCCCUGAGCCUGGCCUGACACAUGGUGUGGAGAGCCCCACCUCUGCUUAUGCUUCAGAUGGACUGUACACCUCUAACCUUGAGCAGAAUAUUCCACGGAACUACGUCAUGAUUGAUGACAUCAGUGAGUUGACCAAAGACAAUGCUGGCCAAGCCACUGAUGCUCUUGGCCAUCCUGUAGGAGGGCGAUAUCGCAGUGAGAAUGGCCCUGCACGUGGCAGUGCUUACGGUAGGCCAGAAGAUGAGCCUGUGGAUGCUUAUGGCAGACCUACAGGUACAACGGGUUACAGUACAGUGGAUAGUCGUACCAGCACCACAGUGAGUGGUGGCUCUUCGUAUUAUUAUGAUGAUUAUAAACAUUCAUCGAGGAGCAACUCGAGUAGCCACAAACUCACGCCCAAGAAUCUAGCCCCUGCAGUCGUCUCCUCUAAACGUAGUAAGCACAGGAAGCAGGGGAUGGAGCAGAAAAUUUCAAAAUUCUCCCCUAUUGAGGAGGCACGGGAUGUGGAGUCUGACCUUGCCUCUUACACGAUGACGACAUCAACAGGAGGCAGCUGUACAGUUGUGUCCAGAUCGAAGAAGCAUCAGGAUGACGUCACCUAUGGGAUGAAGAAAAAUGCAUAUGAUCAGCAGAAAUAUUACGGCACCAGUCGUGAGGGUCUUGAGGAGGAGGACCGCAUGUACAGCUCUGGGAGGUCAAGGUCAACUGGAUAUGGUAUGGACAAGAUUUCUUCUAGGGACGCCACAGGCCACAGAAGUAAAUCCUAUGAGAGGGAUGCCAUGGAGCGGUCUCAGAGAAGCAGCCGCAGUGGAAGGCCUCCAAUGCGCAACCAGAAUUCAGAAGAGGAGAGCCCUCUCAGUCCUGUUGGGAAGCCUGUAGGCAUGGGAAGAGGCACUGGCAUAGCAGACGCCCAUGACGUGAGGAACCAGUACGGCUCCAGCCACUCGUUGCCAGAUGUGCAGGAUCAUCACAAGAAGGACCUGCCUAGGAGUCAUGUCUAUAAACCAGAUGACCCUUACCUCGUAGAUGACAUGCACUGUGCUGUUUCUGACAGUGAAGCCUAUCAUUUGGGCCAAGAAGAGACUGAUUGGUUUGAGAAGCCACGGGAAGCCCGUUCUGAUCGCUCAAGACAUCAUGGUGGUCACUCAUCCACAGGUAGGCGUAGUAAACACACCUACCAUGAUUAUGAUGAACCUCCAGAGGAAUACUGUCCCCAGGAUGAAUACAACCAACAACGCCACCCCUCCUCCACAACAUCACGAGACCACCGUCACCACAGUGGCAGCAGCUCUGGCAGACACAGCUCUUCUCGCCACUCCUCAGAGGAUCCUAGAACCUCCCGCUCCUCCAGGACACAUCCCAAAGACCCAAAUGCCCGCACUGAUGGCAGAAACUCCACAUCUGCACAAAGACGAAGCGGUCCGGAUUCCCGCUCCGCCCAGGCAAGUCCCCGGAACUCAGGUGAAUUCUCCCGAGACCCAGCCUCUGGUCAUCACCAUGGCACUGGGGGACGGAGCCAGAGACCCCAAGGAGAACGCACAACCUCCAGAAGGCAGGACCCCUCUGCAGCCGGGCCUAAACCACAGCAGCAGCAGUCCCCUCAGAGCCAUGCUGGGCAGCAGCGGUCAGGUGGUCAGGGCCAGUCUGUGAGACAUCCAGCUGAACCACUUGAUGGCACCCAGCAGGCCCAGCAGCAGCAUCAACAGGGUCCACAACAACAGCAGCAGCAGCAGCAGCAGCAGCAGCAGCAGCAGCAGCAGCAGCAGCAUCAACAACCACUGCCACACAGCCAGGCCCCGCAGAGCAGCCAGCCUACAACAACCACCGCAGGAGCAGGACCACCACAGCAGCACCCCAAAUCUGGCCAAGCCCCAGCACAGGGACGCCAACCAGGAGGAGGGUCUGCAGCAGGGCAGCCAGCCACAACAGCUGCAAAAAUGGAUGCUCCACCUGCAGCAGCUGCCACAGGACUGAAAACUACAACAGGAGUCCCAGCAGCUCCGCAGCCUACUAAAAUAGCUACGCCACCUCUAACAGGCAUCGGCUCCAAGGCAGCCCCUGUUGGGAUCGGUAGUAAACCUGGAGGUAUUGGCAGCGCUGCAGCAGGACAGCCGCCUGCUGAAGGGGACAAUGUUCUCACCAAAAUCCUGCAAGGAGGGGCAGCAGAGCAGGCGGGGAAACUGGGUGAUGCUUUGUCUGGCCUCGGGAAGAAGUUCACUUCAUUUUGGUGAACUAAAGAGAGGAGGGGUAUGCAGAGCUGAAAUGAGAUGGAUUGGUAGCUCUGUACUUGAAAAACCUAUGAAACUUCAUUAAAUACAUUUCAAAUGACAGAUGAACAAGAGGAAGUGAGAUCCUGAAUGCAUCAAGCUGGAAUCAAAGGAUGCCUUGUCAGCACUGAAUUCCCCAGACAUGGGCACGCGAUUGAAGUGAAUUAAAAAAGGCUGAUGCAUCGUCAGCACGGUGUUACAAGACACGAGCAGAGGACUGAAGAGGCCUGUAAGUAAGUGGAUGCCUUCAGAGAACUACAGUCCCAGAAUGCUGAUUGUGGAAACGUCUUAUGCCUCAUCAGACCAAUGGAUGACAACAACGUUCAAUAAUGAGGAUGCGGUGAAGCGGAGGAGAGAGGGGGAGGGAGGAUGCAAGUCCUGCUUCCCCUCCUCUCCUACACAAGCCUCCUGGGAUCUGUGAGACAGUAAAAGAGCCACUAACUGAGGCACUUGGAUAUCAUGGGAGAAUUUCAGCGUGUUUGCAUGCCUCAACAGCUCAAUAAAGGAAGCCCCACAGUGCCCUCUACGGGAGAUUAGGUGAAACCCCACUCAUGUCUGAGGACUACACAUCUGGCAAGGAUAUUUGAUUCUACAUUGAUGUCUUCAGGGUCUUUUCAAGCAAAAUACAUAAAAAAGAAGAAAAGAAGAAGUCAGAUUUUCAUAGGUUUUUCUGGUACCAAAGAUACCUGUCUUAGCCCACAAUGACACCACACAUGGAGUAGACGAGGUGUAUCACGGCAAUGACAACCAACCUGACAACUCCACCACAAUCCUCGAAUGCUUGGUUUCUCCGAUCUCUACAGUACAUUCCAGUAUAGGGAAUUUGACCCUUUCUUUGAAUGUGUUUUUAUUUCUCCUCUUUUUGUUUUGAUGUCUACAGAAUGCAUUGUGUAAACGUGGACAUGAGAAUGCACGCACAACUAUGUCAAAAAAACUGAAAAAAAAGAAGCCCAUAUCAAAUACUUUUCCACCACCUAUGAGAUGCCACUAGUCAUUAGCUGUAGGUUUUUAGGGAAGGGAAUUACUACCGGUGUGCCCACAAAGUGUGAGAUUCACACAGAUGAGAGGACCAAAUGAAAGAGUGGCCACGGCUCUUUAUCAGCCAUCGCAAAGCCAUUGUUAUAGUCAGCCCCAGAGUUGACUGUAACACUCUGGGGCUGACUAUAAAAAGGAUAAAGUCCCUUAUGGGGUUUUUAUCCUUUUUAUUGAUUUGUCUCAUCUUUUAGUUUCUUUUCAUUUUUGCCUGAUAUUCACUGAAUGGAAGAGCCUUAUUCAGUACAUGUUUUUACUUGUAUACCUCACAUGUUUUAAAAUGUCCAUGUCAUCAUGCAUUUCUUUUUACACAACUGUAUACUAUUGUAUGUACAUAAAAACAAAUCAGAGAUCUAAUUAUGUAAAGUUGUCAUCUGUGUAUUUAUGGAAUCACUCUCCAGUGACUUUCUUUUUUUUGUUGUUGUUCUGUGUUUUUCUUUGGUAAAACUUUAUAUUUUUCACUUUUUAUUUGUUUGAAUCUGUUUUCUUGCAUCAAAUAAUUUGCUUGUUGAUUUUUAAAAGCAAUAGCAUGCAGAAAAUGGUAUAUAGCACAAUCGUAUAAAUGUUGUUUAAAUUAGUGAUGGGAAAUGUCAAACACAUCUGUCGAUAAAUAGCCGUAAUACAAUUUGUCAGAGGGUUUACAACCACAGUACCGCGUCCAGACGUGCAUGUGAAGUGCAGAUGCACAUGAGCAUGCCGACAGGUACAAACACAUUCACACAGACACACACUCUCUCUCUAUCUCUUGCAAACACUCACACACACACAUGCACAAUGCACACAUAUACUUCACAUUAUACACUUUGCAUCCUAGCUACACGUCAGAGCCAAGGUUAAUUGUGUUCUCCACUGAAUAGACCUGUUAACUUCCUGCUGAUUAAUGAGGUUACUAAUUUACCCACAAACUAAUCUCACUAACAAGCUGGGCCCACUGCCUCUAUUUGUGCAAAGACACACACACACGCACACACACACAUACCGACACACACACACACACACACCGACACACACACACGCGCGCGCACAUACACACACACACACAGAUAUAGGAGAGGAUGAAAGCAAUUAUCAAUUCAAACGUUCUAUGCAAUGACUGAUUUUGAACCUGGAAGUGAUUCAGCCUAAAACAGUUUAUUAUCAUCACUGUAUUCACAAGAAAACAACAAAAUUAUGAACUAAAAGAGUUAAAAAAAGAAAAAAGAAAAAAAGAGGUCAUGAAAAUGUUUUUACUUAGCAACUUGUCUGUAUGAAUUUGAAUAUUGAAUAUUGAUCUAGAAUUGUUUUUAUUUUCGUGGCAUGUUUUGACCCCUCACUACCCCCUCUGUCGGGGGACUUGUUGCCAAAGGGUAAACUGUGUAGACUGUCAGUUUUGAAUGUCCACCAUCAUGUUGCUUUGAAGCAUGGGUUUGCUUGGCUUUGUCUGGCUGUUUGUAAGCCCUCAUUGAGUUUUUCGUGCGUUUUUUGGCUGACCUGGGCUCCUCAGUGUUUGGCUUGCAGUGACUGUCUGUGCUGCUAUAAACCUGUGAUACAGAUGGUCAGCACUUCUCAUUAAUACUUGUCAGUGUACAUAUUGGGUGUCAGUAUAACCUGUGGGGUGAAUGGAAUGCUUCUAUCGGAUAUUUCAUUGUUGAUUAAACCACUCAGCAGCCAAGCCAUUGGACAGAUGCAUGAUUAGAUCUUAUAUUCUUGGAAUUAAAAAAAGGUAAGGCAUGAUUUCACCAAGGUUUGCCUAACGAACCUUGACUUUCACAGGCCAACGUAGAGAAUAUUGAUGAGUGAAAAUGUUCAGCCAGUCAUUCACAAAUCAGGGCAUGUCAUUUUGAAAGCACAAGCCUGACUGGUAGCACUCGCUGAUCACUGAAGUGCAGAAAUGUGGAGGUUGCGUAAGUGCCUCCGACGGAACAGUGUAAGAUCUGUAUCAAAAUAAGAGGUGGAGACACUAUCUGGUCGAUAUGAGGUGCAUGAGACAAAACAGCCUUCGGUGCAGCCGUCCGAUUGACAGAAAAGCAGACAGACACACAUUCUUAUUGUAAAUACAAAGUCAUUCUUCUGUACAGCUUUUGAGUUUUGAGUACGGCUGUCAUGUGCAUCCCCAUGCCGUAUUUGCUGCCAACUUUUGUGUAUAAAAAGAAUAUUUAUUACCACAAUAAUGAGGAUGAUGAUGAAACUAAUGAUGAUGAUUAUUCUAAUUAUUGCAUAAGCAUAGUGUAUGUGGCUGACUUGUAUUGACUGUUUACAACAGUGGAACAAAACUCGUAUUCAGAAACAUAUCCAGUCUGUGUAUAGUUUCUAUACAUAUCGUGCUUGUAAAACAAGAAGAAAAAAACCUCCAACAAACAACUGCAGAGUAGAAUGUCUUGUCAGACUAUCAGGAGGUCUUCAGUUUGAUGGAUGUGAUCUGCGAGGUGAAGAUUGGAAAGGGAAGGGGAAAAAAAAUGAAUCAAAAAAUCUGGAAAAUGUCAUUCACUGUUGUAAGUGCAAUGGGCAAAACGUCAGUCGUGUAUCCAUUGUGAAACCUUGUGUUCUAUUCAGUGUAUUCCUGUAAACAGAUAGAGUAAAUUUUGGUGCAUCAUGUCAAGUAAUGUGAUUAAUGAAAAUAUUGACCCUGCAAUUUCCAAACAGAGAGAAGAAUAAAAAGAAAAGGAAUA